Messenger RNA from Marmota monax (woodchuck), 4171 nucleotides. RefSeq names its product kelch like family member 14 (gene Klhl14). Lineage: Eukaryota; Metazoa; Chordata; Mammalia; Rodentia; Sciuridae. The transcript is spliced from 9 exons. The coding region runs from base 287 to 2176 and encodes 629 amino acids. Gene Ontology annotation, molecular function: protein binding. The record is from RefSeq and is a predicted model, not a curated record.
CCUCUCUCUCUCUCCCUCUCUCUUUCUCUCUUUUCUCCCUCUCCUACAUUUUCUUGCUGUUGCUAAUUCAUGGUGAUCAAAUGAUGUACGACAAAAUAAAUUGUAAAGAGUGACUGCCUGGAGUUGGGAACCAGAAGGUGUUUUCCCCCUCCCAAGGAGAGAGCAAACCUUUAAAAAGGAAGGACAAUUGAUUUUUGGGGGGGAGCUUAAGUGAGCCUUGACUUUGCAGCUGGUUGACAGCAGGUUGGAGGAGGGUUUAAAGCCAGGUGCGCCGAGUCAGCUCGCCAUGUCCAGAUCCGGGGACAGGACCUCUACCUUCGACCCCAGCCACAGCGACAACCUGCUGCACGGCCUCAACCUGCUGUGGAGGAAGCAGCUAUUUUGCGACGUGACCCUGACGGCCCAGGGCCAGCAAUUCCACUGCCACAAGGCCGUGCUGGCCUCCUGCUCGCAGUACUUCCGAUCGCUCUUCUCCAGCCACCCCCCUCUCGGGGGAGGGGUCGGCGGUCAGGACGGCCUGGGGGCCCCCAAGGACCAGCAGCAGCAGCCGCAGCAGCCGCAGCCGCCACAACAGCAGCAACCGCCGCCACAGGAGGAGCCCGGGACUCCUUCCUCCUCCCCCGACGACAAGCUGCUGACCAGCCCCCGGGCCAUCAACAACCUGGUGUUGCAGGGCUGCUCUUCCAUCGGGCUGCGUCUAGUGCUCGAGUACCUCUAUACCGCCAACGUGACCCUCUCCCUGGACACGGUGGAGGAGGUGCUGUCGGUCAGCAAGAUCCUGCACAUCCCCCAGGUCACCAAGCUCUGUGUGCAGUUCCUCAACGACCAGAUCUCAGUGCAGAACUAUAAGCAGGUGUGUAAGAUAGCUGCGCUGCACGGCCUGGAGGAGACCAAGAAGCUGGCCAACAAGUACCUGGUGGAAGAUGUGCUGCUGCUUAACUUCGAGGAGAUGCGCGCCCUGCUGGACUCGCUGCCGCCCCCCGUGGAGUCGGAGCUGGCGCUCUUCCAGAUGUCCGUGCUGUGGCUGGAGCACGACCGCGAGACCCGCAUGCAGUACGCGCCCGACCUCAUGAAGCGCCUCCGCUUCGCACUCAUCCCGGCCCCGGAGCUGGUGGAGCGGGUCCAGUCAGUGGAUUUCAUGCGCACCGACCCCGUCUGCCAGAAGCUGCUGCUGGACGCCAUGAACUACCACCUGAUGCCCUUCAGGCAGCACUGCAGGCAGAGCCUGGCCAGCAGAAUUCGCUCUAACAAGAAAAUGCUGUUAUUGGUUGGAGGGUUGCCGCCCGGACCUGACCGGCUCCCCAGCAAUUUGGUUCAGUAUUACGAUGAUGAAAAGAAGACAUGGAAAAUACUCACAAUUAUGCCGUACAACAGUGCCCAUCACUGCGUUGUGGAGGUAGAAAACUUCUUGUUCGUGUUGGGUGGAGAGGAUCAAUGGAAUCCGAAUGGAAAACAUAGUACAAAUUUUGUCAGCCGAUAUGAUCCCCGAUUCAAUAGCUGGAUUCAACUUCCACCCAUGCAAGAAAGAAGAGCCAGUUUCUAUGCAUGUCGGUUAGACAAACACUUGUACGUUAUUGGUGGAAGAAAUGAAACCGGCUACUUGUCCAGCGUGGAGUGCUAUAACCUGGACACAAAUGAAUGGCGUUAUGUGUCCUCUUUGCCACAGCCUCUGGCAGCUCAUGCAGGAGCGGUGCACAAUGGGAAAAUCUACAUUUCAGGAGGUGUACACAAUGGAGAAUAUGUCCCCUGGCUAUAUUGCUAUGACCCCGUAAUGGACGUCUGGGCUCGAAAACAAGAUAUGAACACAAAGCGCGCCAUCCACACUUUGGCUGUAAUGAAUGAUCGCUUGUAUGCAAUUGGAGGAAAUCAUUUGAAAGGUUUCUCCCAUCUUGAUGUAAUGCUUGUGGAAUGCUAUGACCCAAAAGGAGACCAGUGGAACAUUCUCCAAACUCCCAUUUUGGAGGGUCGAAGUGGUCCUGGCUGUGCUGUGCUUGACGACAGCAUUUACCUUGUGGGAGGCUACAGCUGGAGUAUGGGGGCCUACAAGUCAUCAACAAUAUGCUAUUGUCCUGAGAAGGGAACCUGGACAGAACUUGAAGGAGAUGUAGCAGAACCCCUGGCAGGCCCUGCCUGUGCGACAGUAAUCUUGCCUGCCUGUGUACCCUACAACAAAUAGCCCCAGGAAACUCUGGAAGGAACAGCAUCACAUCCCAGGAAGCAGUGACAGGUGACGUCACUAUCCUAAUAGGAACUGUGCAUUUCUCAUGAUACAACUGCUGAAACCCACCUUUGGUUUCUGAUGAUUUACAAGUAACUACAAAAGAAAGAGACCUGUUAUGGAACAGAUACUGUGUCUGCAACUCAGAUCGUAUCCGACUUCCUGUGGUGAUGGACUCUUCCAUUUCAGACUGGUUUUAAUUUGUCCCAGCUUUACAGAAACUCCUCACAUGGAUCUUAACUUUCAAAGGGAGAAAGAUAAAAUACAGAAGACUGGCCCCAGAGAGACCUGAGAUCAGUAUUGUGCAUUGUACUCUACCUGCAUGUGAUCGAUGUUGAAGUUUUGGGGAUAUUUUGUACAUGAAUAAUUCAGAAUUUGACCCACCAAAAUACUUAACACUGCAUUACAGAAAUUCCCACUUGAUUCUGUAUUCCUAACCUUUGGCUACUUCACAGACUCCAUAAGCAACACAGUUACUGAAAACCAUAGAAGAUUAAAUAGGGGCAUUUUUGUUUCUAUACAUCCUCAUUUCAUGUACCUUCUGCCCUUAUAGUACCUCAUGGAAGAGUUAAGUUGUUGGGUCUUUCAGGAGUUGCUUUCUGCCCUGCAGGUUCUAGGAUAGCCAGAGUCCUAAUUCCCAUGUCCUGAAUUCUAUCUGGAAAUUAAAACAUACUAUGUCACUCUGAAGUUCAUGGAGGCUUAUGCUUUCUUUCUUUCUCUCUCUCUUUUUAGUGUUUAAGCAGUAAGCACACAUGCUAUUUGCCUCCAAAGAUAGGACUGACAAAUUCAGUCAUACACUAUUUCAUAGAUUCUGUUGGAUAACACAUCUGACCCAGACUUAAUCUAUGAUCAAAACUAAGAGAUUGCUUUUAGGAAUUCAGGGAUGAAAAGAAAAAAAUAAUUUCUUUCAAGGACAAUCCCAAUUAUCUUUGUUCCUAAAACACGAAACUUACCAGGUUAUAUAUAGUCUCUGACAGAAUACUCUUCCCUCCUCACCUGCAGCUGGAUGUAGACCCUGGACUUCAUCUCAUUAUUCCCUGCCUCAUCAUUUUUGGUUAGCACCAGAGAUUCCUGAACUCAGUCCAGCAAGCAGUUGCUACUUGUCCUUAGGAGCAUGGGUAAUUUAGGAGCAGAGGUCAGGGGAGCAUGACGUAGUCUCAGCGUGGCCAAUCAAAAGAACAAAACUGGUAGGAACACAAAUUUGACUUUCAAGCUCUCCUGAGCUUGAUCAACAACUGUUAGGAGUAAAUAAGAGCUUAAAAUAUUUUUUUAAUCACCCAGAGAUAUUGAAUCCUCCAAAAAAAAAUGUUACAUUCAAAACAAUAAGGGGAAGCCAGAUUAAAAACGCCUUGGUGAUAAGUUUUCAUUGCCAAGUGUGUCAAGAUGGAUGGGGAUACUGGAAUCCAAUGCCGUUUCUACAGUAAAGUGCAAUCUUCUUUGUUUUUGUAUUUAUUUGUAUGUUCAGAUCCAAAGGAUCAGUUGUAAAAAUAUAUAUAUAAAUAUACAUAUAUAUAUAUAUAUAUAUAUAUAUAUAUCUCCAGUGCAAUCAACUUUUUAUUUCUUUUUUUCUUAAAAACAUAUGAAUAUAUAGAAAGGAAGAAAAGUCACGGUAUUUUGUAGGAAACUCCCAGCUGACAUCAUGAACAGAACAAGGUCUGUUUCAGAACCUUUUAUUGUCAACUGUCAUCAUUUCUUCCUAAAGUCACAGUUUAUACAAUAAUAUUUGCUUUCCUUAGACUUCAUUUUAUUUUUUAUUUCUAGCCAAAAUAAAUAAAAAGCAUUUAUGAGAACUAUAAGUCAAACUUUCUGGAUUCAGAAAGAUAUAAACUACUAGAAAGUAAAAAAAAAAAGAUUAAAUAAAUCACAGAGAAUGUAAAUUUUGUACAGUAUUAGAAUGUGUAAAUGAAGCUUGCUUGGAAGGGGAAAACUUUAAAUAAAAACUUUAUGUACUAA